AUGAAAUGGAGGUGUAUUGAUAAUGAUGUUUGUGUCUUCUGCAAUAGGGAGUCUGAAACUGUCACCCAUCUGUUCUUUGAUUGCAGUAUUCUUAGAGGCGUUCUGAAGUCUGUUAUGAAUGCUUGUGACAUCAAUAGAGACAUUGUUACUUGGAGAAGAGAAUGGUCAUGGUACACUAGAAAAACUGGAGGCAAGAGCCUGCUUGCUAAGGUCAGGAGAUUGGCGUUUAUUUGUACUAUCUAUCAGAUAUGGAGAGGAAGGAAUAAGAUUGUGUUUGAGAAAACCCCAGUGGAUGUUGAGGCUAUCAAAGCUUUGAUUAAGAGGGAUAUACUUAUGAAGCUUUUUGCUAAGAAGAGCAACUCUUUUUGCUUUCAGAACUUAUACCAGAAGUGGUAUAGCAUGUAA
Molecule: messenger RNA, 405 nt
Organism: Mercurialis annua (annual mercury)
Lineage: Eukaryota; Viridiplantae; Streptophyta; Magnoliopsida; Malpighiales; Euphorbiaceae
Exons: 1
Coding region: 1-405 (134 amino acids)
Source: RefSeq, a predicted model, not a curated record